AUGUCGGAGGUGCUGGUGGCUGCCGCUGGCUCCUGCUUCGAGCCCCCCGCGGCUGGGGAGCCAGGAGGUCGCCGCUGCUCCGUGCCCGAGGGGGACGCGCAGGGCCGCCGCUCACCUCCUGUUCCGCCUUCUGAGACUCCAGAGAAUGAAGAUUCAACCCCAAAACCAGAAUCUGCAUCCCAGACAGUUGCCUCAUCAGUGUCCGAGGCCUCACAGUGCAGGCCGCCGAUUGGAUCACCUGUGAAUGUGCAUGCUGCAGAGUAUUCUAGAAAAGGUGAUGGUACAUCAGAGGACCAGGAUGUGGCCAGACAAGGAGAGAAGCUGGCUGACCAGAUUCAGCCCCCCAGGGAGCACUUUGGAAAAUCAGCAGCUGUGCAUGUGCUGUCAGGAGGAAGGAGUGGUGCGCUCCAGCUGGAUAGCGAGGCCGUAGUGCGGAUGACCAAGUACCGUGCCCCACAAGGACCAGGGGAUAUAGUUAUGAUACAGUCGGAACACACAGGUGCAGUGGAUGUCCUCUCUGCAGAGCUGGAGACUACAGAUCUCCUUGAUGAGCAGAGAAAAGCUCAGCCUCCUCCUCUGGUUCCACCCUCCACUUGGACCACUUGCAAGAUAAGGGAAUUCAAAGCCAAAAUGGGAAAGGAGAAGAAUGCUCAGAUGGUGGUGAAACGGGGUGAAGUAGUGACAGUCCGGGUGCCAACACACCCAAAUGGGAAGCGUGUUUGCUGGGAGUUUGCUACAGAUGAUUAUGACAUUGGCUUUGGGGUCUAUUUUGACUGGACUCCUGUCACCAGUACUGCCAUUACUGUGCAAGUCAGUGAAUCAAGUGAUGAGGAAGAUGAAGAGGAGGAAGAUGAGAUUGAAGGACUCACCCCAGUUGGAGAUGUGGAGAGGGGCUCUAAAAGCUAUCUACGAAAUCGCUAUGGGGAGAUCAUGCCUGUGUACCGAAGGGACAGUCACCGGGAUGUGCAGGCAGGCACCCAUGACUACCCGGGCGAGGGCAUCUACCUGCUCAAAUUUGACAACUCCUACUCCCUCCUGCGCAACAAGACUCUCUUCUUUCAUGUCUAUUACACCAGCUGAAGGAGUGGAGGGAGCGGAGACAGCAGGCAGGUAACACUGAGUAACGCAGGCUGCCAGCCGGGACUGGCACCCCCUAACUGGCACUGCCCUAUGACCAAGUGACACCUGACUCUCUGUUCUUAUCCACAGGAGAGCAGGGUUUUCCCCCCAUUCCCUCCUAGCUUACUCACAGGAAACGGUAGCUGUGGCUGCUCAGUUGUCCAAAGGCAACUCCUCUUGCUCUAAAUUUCAGGAAGCCUGCUCUGUGCAGGCAUCAGGCUGGGACUUUUCAUUACAGCCAGUAAAUUGUCAGAGGGUAGAUUCAGGUGGUAGCGUUUCUUUCUAUUUCACUUGUAUGAACUGAAGCUGAAAUACCCUUUUAUUAAAAAAAAAAAAAUCCUCAAAGUCUCCUGCCACCUCUGGAUCACCAGGGGGUAACUGCCAACCAUGCUUUGCUAGGAGGCAAAACCACUUGUACCACAGGCACUCUCCAGCUGCAUCCUAGCUGCACUGCUGUGCUUCACACACCAGCCAAGCCUCCAGUAAUCUGAGUGGGGACUCAUCCCUCCAACUACCUGAGUUGCAGCCUGCAUCCUCUGAUCCCAUUCGUGGUGGUGUAGUUAUGUCACAAGUGCCAGACCCAAUCAUGUGAAACCUUUAUUUUGGAGCCUUGCAGAGGUAAUCAAUAGGAAGAUCUCCAUAGGAAAGGGAAAGUAGGUAUGGAUAGGGAGGUGGAUACAGAUCAUUCUGACAGUGGGGAUGUGUGAAACUCCUGUCACCAAAAAUGUCUCUUACCUGUGGGGAAAAUUGAGCUGCAGCCUCUGUGUUAAUGUAAAACUGUUAACGAUCCCAGGUCAAACACUUUGAAUCUGAAAAAUAUGGGAUCAUCCUUUCCCUUAUAUACCUGCUUGGAGUUAGUGAGUCCCUGAAGUCAUUGCUAACUCCUAACCUAUUGAGGAAUGCAGCUCCCUGGCCCACCUCAGGGGUUAGUAAUGGCAUUAGUGGUCAGCCUCUGCUCAGCUCUUGGCAAGAAUAAGCAAGGAUCACAUUAAUCUGUCAACAGUUGGGUUUUAAAGGGUAUUUAUUUGUAACUUAAGAUUUGAAAUGAGUAUUUAUUUGAUUUUUAUUCAAUAACAUUCUCAUUCAAUGUA
Gopherus flavomarginatus (Mexican gopher tortoise) is the source of this 2210-nucleotide messenger RNA. RefSeq names its product transmembrane p24 trafficking protein family member 8 (gene TMED8). Bases 1 to 1080 code for a protein of 359 amino acids. The record is from RefSeq and is a predicted model, not a curated record. Lineage: Eukaryota; Metazoa; Chordata; Testudines; Testudinidae. The transcript has 7 exons.